AUGUCGAAAGCGAUCCUCUACAUGUCCUGUGACGACCUAGAUGACAUGGACAUCUUCAUCAUGCUCCGUAAACUCGACAAAGAUGGAAAACCUAUGCUCGCUCUCAACGUACCUUGGGAAGGUCUUCCGGUCACAGAAUUUGAUCAGAUUCCGAAAGAAGGCGCGACAGAAGUCAUUCUCUACGCCGGUCCUACAGGCAUCCUACGAGCCUCGCUACGGGCGAUUGAUUGGGACAAGACUAUGCAUGAGAACUGGCCCUUCUAUCCUCAAGAUAAGGAGGAGAAGAUUCAGCACAGUAAGGUCGUGAGGUUGGAGAUCGGGAUAUGGGCUACGGGGAUUGAAUUUGAGGCGGGUGAGCGCAUACGGUUUCAAGUUGCUGGAACGCCGCAAGGGUUGUUGAAUUUCCCGAUGACGGAUCAUGUGAAGAAUAAGGGAAUCCAUAAGAUCCAUGUGGGUGGGCAGUACGAUAGCCACGUUGUUCUGCCUUUUACCUAA
Molecule: messenger RNA, 495 nt
Organism: Recurvomyces mirabilis
Lineage: Eukaryota; Fungi; Ascomycota; Dothideomycetes; Mycosphaerellales; Teratosphaeriaceae
Exons: 1
Coding region: 1-495 (164 amino acids)
Molecular function (GO): dipeptidyl-peptidase activity
Source: RefSeq, a predicted model, not a curated record